AUGGAUUUCUUAAUAUCCCAAAAUUACGUUAAUUACGUGUGCCAGUGUGGGCUUUUGAAGCCUUUAACUAACCUCUACUUCUGUAGACAUUGUCUAAAUCUAAGGUGCUCUUUUUGCUGUCAUCAUGAGGUUGAUUCGCAUUUCUGUCGGAACUGCUUAGAGAAUAUUCCAUCUAGUGAAGCGAAAUUGCGAAAGAACAAGUGCAAUAGCUGUUUUGACUGUCCAUCAUGUAGUUUUUCUGUUUUGUCAGCAAGAGCAACAACAAUUCAAGUUCCAAUGACUGUAAAAGAGAAGCAAGAAGGAGAAGAAAGCUCUACUACAACAUCGGAAGCAAGUAGCGGUAAAAUGGUUGCAAAGAAAAUGUACUAUUUAGCUUGUCUUGCAUGUCGCUAUUCAUCACGAGAUGUUGGAAUUUCUGAUCAAGCUUCGCAAAACUUUUGUUGGCCUGAACAGGAAUAUAUGCAUGCAAAUCGCUUCAAUACGAUUCUAAACUAUUAUCAAGCACUAGUUCUACAUGAUAAGCAGGUCAAGCAAGAUGAGAAGCGUAGAAAGACAACUAAUAAGUCGAAAUUCCAGAGCAUGACUGAUCGUACUGGAUUGAAUGUGUCAGCUAUUAGACGCCAAAUGGGCUUUGACAAGACGGUAAGCAAGCCUAAGAAUAAACCAGCUAGUAUUUUGCCUUCAAUGACUGAAGAAGUAGAAGAAUUGUCGGAAGAUAUUUUUACUAAACCAAUCAAUCUCAAAAAUAUUACGACAAUCGAGCAGCGCUUCACACAGCCAGCCAAUCAGCCUGAAAGCGUGAAGCACUUAUAUCCACAACAUAAGAAUCUCUCAAUUAAGCGCUCUAUUCGCUGUCGUCAUUGUGAACAUAAUGUCAUAAAGCCUGAAUAUAAUCCAACAUCUAUUAAGUAUCGCAUUCAACAAUUUGCUAGCAGUCACGUACCAGAAGUACGCAUUAUUAAAUGCUAUCCAUUAAUGCCAAACAAAAGUGCAUUUAUUACAUUAAAAUUGACCAAUCCAACUAUGAAUGAUAUGACAAUAACGAUAAUGGAAUUACCGACAGACGAUGAAGAAGUGAUGAUGAUUGAUGAGAUGAAAAAGAAUUUUGAGAGCUUGACAGUAUCUUCAAAAUCUUCUUUGAUGCGCCCGUCAUUAAUCGAAGAUCCACGAAUUGUUUCCUGCAAGCCAACAGCUAAACUUGAGCUUCCUGAUAGUUCUUUUGUUAUUAAUCAAAGGGAUGAUUCAGCCGAAUUCGAUGACGAAAUCCAGACUGACAAGAAGGAUCCCAAAUUUGUCAUUUGGAGAAAGGCGAACAAAAUCGCAAUAGAAUUGAGCAUUACACCCAAUGACUUGAAAGUAAACGAUGAGGUCAUAGUAGGAUUUACGAUGCAUUACACCUACAGCACUGUACCUUCAACAACAGCCGAGAAGAAAGAUUCGCAACAGCGUCACGCUUUGAAUGCACGCGUUUAUCUUAAUGUCGGAAAUAUUGUCGAUUAUAGCACCAAGUGA
Molecule: messenger RNA, 1512 nt
Organism: Chironomus riparius
Lineage: Eukaryota; Metazoa; Arthropoda; Insecta; Diptera; Chironomidae
Source: the annotation of a GenBank genome assembly